AUGGACUUAUCUGUGUACAUUACGUCUGAUCUUACUGCUUCAGAAAGGAGGAUUUCUCCUCAGUGGCUGGUUGAAUACUUGUUGCAGAGAUUGGAGCAAAUCACUGGCAUUGAGGCCGCGUACCAGACUCUUCACUAUUACCCUAUCAAGACGUCUAAUGAGUAUAGUACUAUCCAUGAAGCUGGACUGAAGGAUGAAAGAGACGUUUCUGAGUUGGGCGUUGCUGGGUACUCGAGAAUACACGUUAUAGAUACGGACCCGAAUUCAACGCUAGCGGCGUUGGAGGACGAUUCGGCUGGGUUCCAGCUCUCUGAGGAGGACUAUGCUAAGAAGAGCAAUACCGUGCUUCAGUGGAAGAAACAGAACCAGCUUGGUCGGUUUGAUCCUAAUUUUGAUGACCAGCAGAGGUUGCUCCAGGAGGAGAACGAGAAGAUUGCUGAGGAUAUUAAGGUUGGCAACAGGUGCAGAGUUAUCAAUAUUGCCAGUGAGAGGAGAGGCGUGGUUAGGUUCGUGGGAAAGAUCCAGGAGCUUGACGAGGGAGAGAACUACUGGGUAGGCAUUGAAUUUGACGAGCCAGUGGGUAAGAACGACGGUCUGAUUGGCCAGCUUCGUGUUUUCGAGGCGAGAAAGAACCACGGCAGUUUUGUCAAGCCAAAACAGGUAGAGGUUGGCGAUUUCCCUGAACUUGAUCCGUUUGGAAGCGAUGAAGAGGAGAUUUAG
Messenger RNA from Candidozyma haemuli, 720 nucleotides. RefSeq lists its product as uncharacterized. Gene Ontology annotation, molecular function: microtubule plus-end binding. Gene Ontology annotation, cellular component: microtubule plus-end; nucleus; cytoplasm. Gene Ontology annotation, biological process: cytoplasmic microtubule organization. The transcript has a single exon. The record is from RefSeq and is a predicted model, not a curated record. Bases 1 to 720 code for a protein of 239 amino acids. Lineage: Eukaryota; Fungi; Ascomycota; Pichiomycetes; Serinales; Metschnikowiaceae.